AUGUUUCUGGAAAUGCUGAACCCUAUGCACUACAAUGUCACCAACAUGGUCCCGGGAGCUGUGCCUGUCAGUGCCAUGCCACUCCUGCUGAUCAUGGGCCUCCUUGUCUUGAUUUGGAAUUGUGAGAGCACAUCUUCAAUACCAGGUCCUGGCUACUGUCUGGGAAUUGGGCCCCUCAUUUCCCAUGGCAGGUUCUUGUGGAUGGGGAUUGGAAGUGCCUGCAACUACUAUAAUAAGAUGUACGGGGAGUUCAUGAGAGUCUGGAUCAGCGGAGAAGAAACACUCAUUAUCAGCAAGUCCUCAAGUAUGUUCCAUGUAAUGAAACACAGUAACUAUAUCUCCAGAUUUGGCAGCAAACGUGGACUGCAGUGCGUUGGAAUGCAUGAGAAUGGCAUCAUAUUUAACAAUAACCCAGACCUUUGGAAAACAAUUCGCCCUUUCUUUAUGAAAGCUCUGACAGGCCCCGGCCUUGUUCGGAUGGUAAAAGUUUGUGAGGAGUCCAUCAAGCAGCAUUUGGACAGGCUGGAUGAAGUUACUGACAACUCAGGCUACGUGGACGUGUUGACACUCAUGAGGCACAUCAUGCUGGACGCCUCUAACAUGCUCUUCUUGGGGAUCCCCCUGGAUGAAAGUUCCAUUGUGAAAAAAAUCCAGGGUUAUUUUAAUGCAUGGCAAGCUCUCCUCAUCAAACCAAACAUCUUCUUUAAGAUUUCUUGGCUGUACAGAAAAUAUGAAAGAUCUGCCAAGGACUUGAAAGAUGAGAUAGCUGCUUUGGUAGAAGAAAAAAGACACAAGAUUUCCACAGCAGAGAAACUGGAAGACUGUAUGGAUUUUGCAACUGAUUUGAUUUUUGCUGAGAGGCGUGGAGACCUGACAAAAGAGAACGUGAACCAGUGUAUAUUGGAAAUGCUGAUCGCAGCACCUGACACCAUGUCUGUCACUCUGUACUUCAUGUUACUUCUCAUUGCAGAGUACCCUGAGGUUGAAAAGGCAAUAGUGAAGGAAAUCCACACUGUUGUUGGUGACAGAGACAUACAGAUUGACGAUAUCCAAAAUUUAAAAGUGGUAGAAAACUUCAUCAAUGAAAGCAUGCGGUACCAGCCUGUUGUGGACUUGGUUAUGCGUAGAGCCCUGGAUGAUGAUGUGAUUGAUGGCUACCCAGUCAAAAAGGGAACGAACAUCAUUCUGAAUAUUGGAAGAAUGCACAGACUGGAGUAUUUCCCCAAGCCUAAUGAAUUUACCCUGGAAAACUUUGAGAAGAACGUUCCCUACAGGUAUUUUCAGCCAUUUGGCUUCGGGCCCCGCAGCUGUGCUGGGAAGUACAUCGCCAUGGUGAUGAUGAAAGUCAUUCUGGUUACACUUUUGAAGCGAUUCCAUGUGAAGACAUUGCAAAAAAGAUGUAUUGAAAACAUACCGAAAAAAAAUGACUUGUCCUUGCACCCAAACGAGGACAGACACCUUGUGGAAAUAAUUUUCACACCGAGGAAUUCAGACAAGUACCUCAAGCAGUAA
Molecule: messenger RNA, 1512 nt
Organism: Cricetulus griseus (Chinese hamster)
Lineage: Eukaryota; Metazoa; Chordata; Mammalia; Rodentia; Cricetidae
Source: RefSeq, a predicted model, not a curated record